Molecule: messenger RNA, 1954 nt
Organism: Phyllostomus discolor (pale spear-nosed bat)
Lineage: Eukaryota; Metazoa; Chordata; Mammalia; Chiroptera; Phyllostomidae
Product: putative olfactory receptor 5AK3
Exons: 2
Coding region: 556-1482 (308 amino acids)
Biological process (GO): G protein-coupled receptor signaling pathway; sensory perception of smell
Cellular component (GO): membrane
Molecular function (GO): G protein-coupled receptor activity; olfactory receptor activity; odorant binding
Source: RefSeq, a predicted model, not a curated record
GCAGUGUCUGGAAGGCCAAUCCAAGCCUGGAAGCCAGAGAAAUACACCAGGAAUUUUAUCUUUGGUCCUUUGCAGACUCCGGAAAAUCCUCCUCCAGAAACUCAAAAGCAGAACCAGCAGCAGAAGCUGCUGAAGUGUGAGUAGGGAGACCUUGGGACUGUUCAGUACCUAAAACAAUGCCUCAGAUAUUAUCAAGGCUUUGUAGAAGUUUUGCAACUGGCAUUAUUCACCUCAGUUACCAGCUAACACUUUGGGAAAAGUAGGAGUCAGGUCUAGACUCAAGUUUUAUUUUACUUGAGGAUAUCUCUGAGUAGAACGGAGGUGGUCAGGGGCCAGGGUAGGGAAAUGAGACCUUUGUCAGAGGGUACAAACUUCCAGUUAUAAGAUGGAUUUAGUUCUAGGGAUCUAAUGUACAGGGUGGUGACUGUAGUUAACAGUACUGUGUUGCACACUUGAAAGUUAGAGUAGAGUUUAAAUGUUCUCCCCCGACAACAACAUGGUUACUGUGUUAGAUGAAGGAUGUGAUAACUAACCUUAAUAUGAUUUUUGGUAGCCAUGACACAAGGAAAUGGCACUGAAGUGACUGAAUUCUUUCUGCUUGGAUUCAGUGCCCAACACAGGUUUCGGUAUGCCCUCUUCAUUGUAUUUCUGGUCAUCUAUGUUAUCUCUAUGGUGGGCAAUAUCGGAAUGAUUCUGCUCAUCAAGACAGAUUCCAGACUUCGAACACCUAUGUACUUCUUCCUACAACAUUUAGCUUUUGUUGAUAUCUGCUACACCUCUGCUAUCACUCCCAAGAUGAUACAAAACUUUAUAGAAGAAAAUAUAUCAAUAUCAUUCAGGGGCUGUGUUACACAAUUACUGGUUUAUGCGACAUUCGCAACCAUUGAUUGUUACCUUCUGGCAGCUAUGGCCGUGGACCGUUAUGUAGCCAUCUGUAACCCGCUCCAUUAUCCCAUUGUCAUGUCCCAAAGAGCCUGCAUCUACCUGGUAGCUGGUUCAUACAUCGUGGGCUCCAUAAAUGGUUCUGUGCACACAGGUUUUACAUUUGCACUGUCCUUCUGCAAUUCCAACACCAUCAAUCACUUCUUUUGUGAUGUUCCACCAAUUCUCGCCCUUUCAUGCUCCAACACUGACAUCAACAUUAUGCUGCUCUCUGUCUUUGUGGGAUUUAACUUGAUGUUCACUGUGCUGGUCAUCAUCUUGUCCUACACCUAUAUCAUAGCCACCAUCCUAAAGAUGUCUUCUACCACAGGGAGGAAAAAAGCCUUCUCUACAUGUGCCUCCCACCUGACAGCAGUCACCAUUUUCUAUGGAACCCUGUCAUACAUGUACCUACAACCUCAUUCUAAUAAUUCCCAGGAGAACAUGAAAGUAGCUUCUGUCUGUUAUGGUGUUGUGAUUCCCAUGUUGAACCCCCUGAUCUAUAGUUUGAGGAAUAAGGAAGUAAAGGAAGCUCUAAAAGGGAUGGGGAAAAAGUUCUAGAUUGGACCCAAACUGUUCAAAUUCAGCACAUCAAGAUAUCCAGUACAGAUGUUUGAUCACUGUAUAAUGUUUCUGAAAUUGAAAACACAUUCACAUCUUAAAGCAAGGCUACCUCUUUUAAUAGAUGAGUGCUUAGAAAGUGAGAAAUAUAGAAACAUCUCAUGGGGCUAAUUUUCCCUUGAGUGUAGUUUGAGAAGCAUAACUCAUACUACCCAUGAAGAAGGGCUUUAUUGAAAUUAUUUAAAAUAUUAAGAUAUAUGCAUGCACUUUACAAAGCACUUAAAUGUUUUAAAUAUUUUAGCUAUGUUCUUAAAGACAGGAAAACUCCAGUUUUGUAAAUAAUUAAUGUUAAAACUGAAGUUCAUUAUUUUCCAUUCCUUUUAACAAGUUCCCUAAAUUGUUUACAAAGUGGCUCCUCAUAUGUUCUGUUUCAAUUAUUGCAUAAACCCAAAUAUAAAAUAAACUUAUUUGA